GCGGGCCAAUCGUGCUGGAACCGCCAAGCGCUCUCUCAUCGCGCCACGGUUCUCGCUCACCAGGAGAGUCCGAGUCGGCGGCGAUGUUUUUCCUCCCGUGCGUACCCACAGUUCGGGUUCAGGGUGGUUUUCCGAGACUGCUUCAGUUCAUGGUUGACAUCCGCUGCUGCUGGUGGUUGCGGUGAUUUUUAGUGCGAGCGUGAUUUCCACCAACCGCAGUCCUACUAGUGGCAGUUCGUAGAGUUCGUCCGUUCAAACGACAUGCAAGAUGGAGGCAUUAAGUGUGUAAGUGUGCGUGUAGUGGAAAGAAUAAAUAUGGAGCAAAAAUUUUACGACCAUUGUUUGUGAUUUAUGGUGCAUGGGGAGGUUUGGUUAACUUUCAACCUGUUGCACCUGCUGUUUGAUGUGGUCUGGGUGGUUUUUCCGAUGUUCGUUGAAUUUAAUAUUGAAGCCAAUAGAGUGAUCGCUAAUAAUAUGUGAAGCUUACUCUUGAAGAAUACUGGAAGUUAAGAUGAGCUAGGGAAAUUGGCCAUGUGUUUGAGUGGGGUGUGUGUGUGUGUGCGCGUGCCUGUGUGAGCGUCUGUAGCUGUGCAGUGUUAAGUGAGAAGAAAACAAACAAAUCUGACCGAACCGACAACUCAAUCACAAUGGUAAGCGAGAACUACACGCUGAUGCUGAUGGAUGCGACGAAUCGGUACAAUCUGUCUGCGUUCAGUACCGACGCCGGUCCAACCAUGUCGCACGAGGACGAGACGGAGAUGAUCGUGUCCACGAUAGUGGCGAUCUUUUUCGGCUUUAUCGGUAUUACUGGGCUGCUGGGGAAUGCGCUCGUCGUGCUGGUUGUGCUGUCCAACCCACAGAUGCGCUCGACGACCAACCUGCUUAUCAUCAACCUGGCGAUCGCGGAUCUGCUGUUUGUCGUGUUCUGCAUUCCGUUCACUGCCACCGACUACGUGCUUGCGUCCUGGCCGUUCGGCGAGCUAUGGUGCAAGAGCGUCCAGUACCUGAUCGUCGUGACGGCACACGCCAGCAUCUACACGCUCGUGCUGAUGUCCCUGGAUCGGUUUCUCGCCGUGGUUCAUCCGAUCGCGAGCAUGGUCAUACGCACGGAGCGGAAUACCGUGCUGGCGAUAACGAUCCUCUGGGUGCUGAUCAUCACCACCGGGCUACCGGUGUCGUUUGCGCACGGAAUCAAUAAAUUCAAAUACCAUGACCGGGAGAUAGAAACAUGCGGCUUCCUCGAAAAGGAUAGUCCCUCCUGGGCCGCCUUCCACAUCGCGUUCUUCCUUAGCUCCUACGUGGUCCCGCUCAUACUGAUCAGCGUCCUGUACAUGUGGAUGUUGUCCCGGCUGUGGCGAAGUUCGGUCGGCGGUCGUUCGGCCGAAUCGAAGAAGGGCAAAAAGCGCGUUACCCGGCUGGUGGUGAUUGUGGUGGCAGCGUUUGCUUCAUUAUGGUUUCCCAUACAGGUCAUCCUGGUCCUAAAGAGUGUGGACGUCUUUAAACCAGACACGCAUUUUAAAAUUUCACUACAAAUCGUCUCGCACGUGCUGGCAUACACGAGCUCCUGUAUAAACCCGCUGCUGUACGCGUUCCUGUCCGAAAACUUUCGGAAAGCAUUUCGUAAGAUUGUUUACUGUGGACCGGGGAGCCGUCGCCAGGGCAGCCAGCGACAUAUGCCACUGCCAACGAAAACGACGCGAACCGGCAGCUGUCCAGACAUUUUAUAACCGGAAACAAUGGAGGAAACGUCCGUCACCUUCGUUUAAUACAUUCUUUGUUUUUGCACAGUGCAGCCCAGAGUCUCCUUUUUAUCCUGUCCUCGACAGAUCAUCAGCACAGCGGCACAAGCUUCUACGAAACGGUUCGCCAAAUGGCUUAACAGUGAUGGAAACCGAACCAACCAAUCGUUACCAUAAUCACUCUCAUCAUCAUCUUCAUUAUGAGUGGUAGUAAUUAACAGAUCGUUUCGUACCGUAUGGUGUGUUUAUCAUAAUGGACUCAAUUUGCAGGUCCAGUUUAAUGUCCUACUUUAUUAAAUUUCAGCUGUAUUGUAUGAGGGUGCGCUUGAUCGAUACAAUACUGUGCUUUACAAGUUUGUUAUGUCAAGGUAAAAACGUAUAACAGAUUCAAAAUAAACAAUUUUUUUCGAGGCAAAACUUUAUCUUCUGCCAGCAAUGAUCGUAUCAAGCGCGUGUAAAUGACAGGGUUCAGUUCGACUGUGGCAGACUAGCACAACGAUUUGCAUUAGCUCGAAAGCAGUAUAUGGUUAGAGAAAAAACAAAUCAGCCACUUUAUUCGUGAUCGCGCAAACCCCUUCGUUGUGUUAUAUUUUUUAUGAAAACCAGAACACGCUUUCACAAUUUUACAUACUUUUAACGCGCGCUGUCGAGAGCCGUUUCUCCUUCGUGGUCGGUUACAAGAAUGAAUAUCAUUAUGGCAGCUUAUUCCCGCGAUCUAAUUCCCUACCAAUACACACAAAAACAGCACCUGUCAAUCGUUUCGUUUAUCGGUGAAACGCAUAUGCAAAUAACGCAAGUGAAAUAUUUCACUCGGAACUAUGGUAUAUUUAAAAACAUGAAACGUAAACAAUUCGAGUUGUUUCCUAUUGUUAUUAAACGUUGACACUAAUGCUUGACAAACAAUACUGAAUGGUAGUGGUUGGUACGUGUACUAGGGAACAAAACCAAAAUCUAAUAUGAAACAGAGCUUCACACAUCUUAAAAGCUGUGUGGUACAAUUAAGCUGUGCAUGUAUAGCGUAACUGGCUGUGUAAUGUAUAGCGUGGCCGGUCUCGUAGUACAGUCGUCAACUCGUACGACUUAACAACUUGCCCGUCAUGGGUUCAAUCCCCAAAUAGACCGCGUCGCCAUACGUAGGAAUGACUAUCCUGCUAUGGGGGGAAUCAAUUGGUCACUGAAAGCCAAGCCCGCAAGUGGGUACAGACAGGCCUUGACCGACAUCGGUUGUUGAGCCAAAGAAGAAGAAGUAUAGCGUAACACGCACUAAUGAUUCGUUGCUUGCUGUGUGGCUUUGCUUUCAAACGACUGAUGCUGGACAAAUGAGCCCCACCGGUGUUCUGCGAAGAUCAAGUGCAGGAAUGGUUUGUGUACACGUAUGAAAAUAACAAACAGAGAAGUAAAAGUAAAGGAAACCAUGAUUUCCCAUGUUUCAUUCGCGCAUGGCACUCUUGUAGGAGCACCUGUGCUGCUUACGCCAUGUUUUGUUUGCACGUGAUGACUGCCAAAAAUCGAUUCGGAUUUGUUUCGGGUCACCGUUUGAGUUAAGUACGUGACAUCAAUCAAACCAAGCGUACUAGCGGAUCACAACACCAUUCCGAUACACGUGUUGGCGCGUUGUUCCGUGAUAAACUGCCCUGCACAGUCUCGCUAUACGGACGGAGAAUUGUGUCGCAAACAACGCCAGCCAAAAGGGGUACCAGAUUGUAUGCUGAUGCUCUCUGCAUUCCUCAUUUGUGCAAAGUUCAUGCUGGAAUUUGGUCGGCACCACUUUUAGGUCUCUAAAAAGCGCCCCGAUUCGCGCAUUGUGCUGCUCGCUAAGCAAAGGCUGUCACAAAGCUAUUUUCAUCAACAUCGCCAUCGUCAUCAUGAACAUCAUCAUCAUCCGCAUACUGUUCACCGUUUGGUUUUGCAGAGUGAGGAAUUUUGGGAACUGCGGCGACAGUUUGCUAUAAAAGUUCCUUCUCACCAUUCGGGCGCACAUUGGGUAACGGACGCAUCGAAAGAAAGACGCGGAGGAUGGUGGAGCACGCCUGGUUCGGUGGUACGCGAACGUCAUAAAUCACUCCUUACUGUACUCAAAAAUACCUAUAUCAACACAUCACCAUGUGCGUCCCGAGAAUGGAAAAUUAUACCGAAAGCCGCUUGCAAAACGUGGGCCCAUGCUUGUAUAGCUGUACUUGUAGGAGCGUGAACUUUCCCAUCCAUCAGCAAACCAAACAGUGGCGUAAAUAUGUGUCAUUCGAUGAACAAAAACGGAAUGUACGUAAAAUCCCUCAUUUAUUCUGCACGACACAAAAAAAGAAAACUCCAAACAACCAUGUGCUUUCCUGUCGUUUUGUCGUUUGUUUUGCUAUCCUUUGCAGCUGCUGCGUGGUACUUCCUUUUAUAGCAAACUCUAAUUAGCAAACCAUUUCACUGCACUUCUUUUCACGGAACAUCACUCUUUAAGCCUCCGAUUGAAAGCAAAAGCCACACUGAAAUCAACGGGGUAGAUUCAUCAGUGCGACAGUGGGUAGUGCGUUCGGUAAAAGUACUAAUAAGAGUUUUUGUUACGCUUUUCAAAUGGAAAGCCUAGCAGAACAAAAAACCUGAUGCGGCAAACGAGUGUGUACAAAAGUAUCUACAGUAUCCGAGCCGAAUGUCAAUGUUAGGUUAGCGCUGUACGUAAAUUACACUGCUGUACACGAAGCUACUGAUUAUAGCGUUCGAGGUAAAAAGCAGCGCGUGCGUGUGGACGGAGUGAUAAAACUUCAGUCAAUACGAUCAGUUCAGAGUGCGAAACAGGAGAACUUUUGCGAAAAUAUGUCCGAACGAAAAUUGUAACUUAAAUAAUAUAAAGUAUAGUAUAGUGUCUCAAAGGAUGCAAAAAGGUAAGGUUGCGGGUUAAAUGGUAACAUACGAAGUACCAAAUUAAAAUAUAAUGAAACGUCGGUCAUGGCUUUGAACAAACAAUUGAACGUAGGAGAAAGGGCUUGAUGAAAUUGGACAUGAUUAUUGAAUCUAUUUUUACGCACUGGUAGUACGAAAAACAUAAAAAACCGAUUGCCCGAAAGCUGUACCCACUUCAAACGGCACAAUGAUUGUAAAGAUAUUGCAGGACGAGCAGAUUCGAGGAUUACGGGCGGAUGUGUGUACACAGGCACUCCUCGGUAUCCACCCAUGCAUCCCAAUGGUUUGAUAUGAGUCAGUAAAGCAAAACUUUAUCAAUUUAACGCAAGGUUAGCAUGUAACAUAGCUGGCAGCUGUUGGGUUUUGUGGUUGAAGCGCUUCAACGACUAUCAUACAGGGGGUGAACAGCAAGCGAGGAAACUAAACAUCACUUACACUCCUGUUUUAUCCAAUGUACGGCAGCUCUAUUGAACGUGUAAGUAUGUGAUGUUAAAAUUGAACGGAUAAUACAAAAAAGAAAAACGUUGGAAGGAAACAAAAAAAAACAAACUAAACGAUAAAAACGAACGUCAAAACGCAAUCAAAUGUCCAACCACAGUGCGUAAAAGGAGAAUGGUGUGUGUUUUGUUUGAGGUUUUUUGAGAUCCUCUUUUUAGUUUACAAUAGUACGCAUGAAUAUGCUUGCAUCAUCACCACAACAUAAACCAUUCAAAACGAAUGUAUUCGUUGUGGUUUGUGUUUCAAAAGUGAACAAUAAAAACAAUUUUAAAGCACAAUACUUCAGUAGACAAGGCAAAAGCAAACAAAACUUGCUUACUAAAAGCGCUUUGCUUGUAUUUACUUAACGAGUCGUGGGAAAUCAAUUUAGGUUUCAAUUCUCUCAGUUUAAAAGCAACCGUACAGCGUCUGAACAAUUGGACAAACGAUUCGAUAGAGAAACAAAUUGCUUUCUUAGCCAAGUCAAGCCAGUGUACGAUAAACAAUUUUUAAAGUCUAUCCAACAGUUGAAACAAUAAACAUUUGCCCGAAAAGCAUCACGAUCGGUUUUGCUGUUUCGCA
Anopheles coluzzii is the source of this 5687-nucleotide messenger RNA. RefSeq names its product allatostatin-A receptor-like. The coding region runs from base 648 to 1727 and encodes 359 amino acids. Gene Ontology annotation, molecular function: G protein-coupled receptor activity. Gene Ontology annotation, biological process: G protein-coupled receptor signaling pathway. The transcript has 5 exons. NCBI's taxonomy places the organism in Eukaryota, Metazoa, Arthropoda, Insecta, Diptera, Culicidae. The record is from RefSeq and is a predicted model, not a curated record. Gene Ontology annotation, cellular component: membrane.